AUGGCUGACGGCAUCUUGGUCCUCGGUGCCGGCGAGCUUGGCAUCGCAGUUCUUGAAGCAUUGGCCCGCCACCCGAAGCGCAGCGACACCAAGAUCGCGGUCCUGCUGCGUGGAUCCUCGUCGGCGGCCGACCCGGCCCGGGCCCAGCUGCUCCGGCACCUGCAGGACGACCUACACGUGCAUUUCGAAACGGCCGACGUUGUUUCGGCGUCCGUGGCCGACUUGGCCGCCGUCUUUGGGCGCUACCACACCGUCGUCUCCUGCAACGGCAUGGGCCUCCCCGCCGGCACCCAGACCAAGCUGAGCCAGGCCGCCCUGCAGGCCCGCGUCCCGCGCUACGUGCCCUGGCAGUUCGGCAUGGACUACGACGCCAUCGGCGCGGGCAGCACGCAGGACCUGUUUGACGAGCAGCUGGCUGUGCGCGCUUUGCUGCGGUCGCCCGACAACACGACGACCGACUGGAUCAUUGUGUCGACGGGCCUGUUUAUGAGCUUCUUGUUUUUGGCCGCGUUCGGCGUGGUGGACCGGCCGCAGCGGACGGUGCGGGGCCUCGGGCAGUGGGACAACCGCAUCACGGUGACGACGCCCGCGGACAUUGGCACCGUCACGGCGGACAUUCUCCUCGAUCCGCAGGGCAUACAGAGACAGGUCGUCUACGUGGCCGGUGACACCGUCUCGUACGGCGACGUGGCCGACCUGCUGGACGCACACUAUGCAACCACGUUCAAGCGCGAGCUGUGGGAUCUGGGCGCGCUGCAGCAGCAGGUGGCAGCACGGCCCGACGACACCAUGGUCAAGUAUCGGGACACCUUUGCGCAGGGCCGUGGCGUGGCCUGGGACAAAGACAUCACGGUCAACGCGCAGCGCCACAUUCCCAUGACAGACGUGCAGCAGUACAUUCAGGGACUUGACAAGCUGUAG
Molecule: messenger RNA, 921 nt
Organism: Sporothrix brasiliensis 5110
Lineage: Eukaryota; Fungi; Ascomycota; Sordariomycetes; Ophiostomatales; Ophiostomataceae
Product: NmrA family protein
Exons: 1
Coding region: 1-921 (306 amino acids)
Molecular function (GO): oxidoreductase activity
Source: RefSeq, a predicted model, not a curated record